Messenger RNA from Homarus americanus (American lobster), 621 nucleotides. Its product is annotated as conglutin beta 1-like. Bases 1 to 621 code for a protein of 206 amino acids. The transcript has 2 exons. The record is from RefSeq and is a predicted model, not a curated record. Lineage: Eukaryota; Metazoa; Arthropoda; Malacostraca; Decapoda; Nephropidae.
AUGAGCGGGAGGACAGAGUUGAGCAUGAGCGGGAGGACAGAGUUGGGGAUAAGCGGAGGACAGUUGGAGGAUGAGCGGGAGGACAGAGUUGAGGAUGAGCGGGAGGACAGAGAUCCCAUACCACAGCAGACAAGGCCCACCACAGCAGACAAGGCCAAACACAGCAGACGACGCCCAUCACAGCAGACAAGGCCCAUCACAGCAGACAAGGCCCACCACAGAGACAAGGCCCACCACAGCAGACAAGGCCAACACAGACGACGCCCAUCACAGCAGACAAGGCCCAUCACAGCAGACAAGGCCCACCACAGCAGACAAAGGCCCACCACAGCAGACGAGGCCCAACACAGACGAGCCCACCACAGAGACGAGGCCCAACACAGCAGACGAGGCCCACCACAGCAGACGAGACUCACCACAGUAGACGAGACCCACCACAACAGACGAGACCCACCACAGCAGAGACGAGACCCACCACAGCAGACGAGACCCACCACAGACGAGGCCUACCACAGCAGACGAGACCCACCCACAGCAGACGAGACCCACCACAGCAGACGAGACCCACCAUGCAGGGAAGCUAUAAACAGGUCCUCAGCAGAUGACGUCAGAAGAGAAUAG